AUGGCAUCGUCUCCAAGGUCGGCGCUUUGUCUCUUGGCUCACUUGCUCCUUCUUUUCUCCUCAGUCUUAGCCACUCCUUUAACGCAUAACCGUACUCUUUCGGAUGACGAUGCUCUGGCAGAGCCAUGGACAGACAAGCCUUUCUACCUACGAAUUAUGCCUCUCGGCGCCUCUAUUACCGCAGGAGUCGGCACAGACCCGCAGAACGGAUACCGGAAACCCCUUCGAGACCAGUUAAGAUGGGAAGGCUGGCCAGUCAAUAUGGUCGGUAGCCAGUCGAAUGGCGAUCCUGAGAAGUUUAAGGAUCGGCAGCACGAGGGACAUCCUGGUGCGGUGGUGUCAGACAUGAUUAAAAACGCUGGUAUGGGGAUCGAUACGAAGCCAAAUCUAAUCCUCAUAAACUGCGGGACAAAUGAUGCCAAUCCAAAAACUGGCCAGGAUGUGGAUGGUACCGCAGCUCGAAUGGAGCUGUUACUUAAUUAUCUAUACGAGGAGGUCGAGGGUGUCACAAUUAUUCUAUCAACUCUGAUACCAUACCUUGAGAAUGAGGCAAACAACAAUGUCAACAAGAUCAAUCCUACUUAUCGGGAUUUAUAUAAGAGGUUCAGGGAUGCAGGAAAGAAGAUUGGGUUGGCUGAGUUGAAUAAUGGGUUUCUAGAUACUUCGACCGACUAUCACGACACUAUGCAUCCCAACGAAAAGGGCGCAGCCAAGUUGGCUGCUGUUUGGGAUCAAGCUAUUGCCGAGGUCGAGAAGGCGGGCUUUCUGACGAAACCGAUUGAUACUGGAGUCGACGACGAUACCACAGUCGACUGUGACCCAGAAAAGGGGGCUGGACGCGGCCCUGUUAAAACGCAGCAAGGAUGGGGCGAGGAUGAUGGGCCCUACAAGCACUUUCAGACAGUUCGGGGUUAUAUCACUGAGAGCGGAGCGUUCAAUGCCGGCAGCCGAGUAUCCUUUGCCCAGCUGGUGAACUUGGGAGGCGCAGACCCGGGAGGAGAAUUUGACGAGCUGAUCAACUGCGUUGACAAGGGCACAAGCGAUGAUCCGACGCCGGGAACUUGUCGUAUGUAUCUUAACGAUGGUGGCAAUAUCGCUGUAACAGGCGUUGCUAUCGAUGUGGGAUUGAAGUGUCUGAUUCGAGGACACCAUUGGGGCGACGUCAACGGCGACGGCCUUGACGACUUCAUCUGCAUCAACCUGGAUGGCAACAUGUAUGUGUCGAUCAACAGGGGCGGCAACCCUCCGAAAUUCGAGCCUCUGGAGAACGGUGGCCUUAUCAAGGAGGGAUAUGCAUGGGGUCCUCAAGAUAGGGUCCGUCUCGGCGACAUUGACGGGGAUGGGCGGCUGGACUAUUGCGCUAUUGAUGACAAGGGCGAUAUCUAUUGCUGGCGCAACGGCGGCGUGGGCGAUGCACCGACAGAGACGUAUGGGGGGUACUGGCAAAGCUUCGAAACAUUUGCCGCUAGAGGUGAAGCUGAAGGGAUCGGCGGUGUCAACCUCGUCGAUGUCAACGGCGAUGGCAGAUCAGACUGGGUCUACCUGCACAAGGACGGCUCCUCUGAAAUCUGGAUCAACCAGCGAGGAGAUUUUGAUGCCGACGGCAAAGGCCUACGACCUCAUUGGGUAGAGGCUACAGCGGCCCAUCCUGCAAUCCCCGAGUUGACAGAUAGAACGGAGCUCGUCUUUGGACGAAUAUCAGGCUCUGGGCGCGCUGACCUCAUCUGGAAUCGCAUAGCUGACGAGAAAUACGUUCAAUCUUAUGCCUAUACGAAUAAAGGCUCUGGCGGGACUCAGAGAAAAGGAGAUGGAGUCCAUUAUUGUGAUAUGUUCGGCCGAGGCCACGAUGAUUAUCUUUGGGUGAGCGCAGAGGGUGAAAUCACCUUGUUCGAGAAUAUCAAGUCCCCGCCUAACUGGGGACAACAUGGAAAGAUCAUCUCUAUCGGCCGUGAAAGGAAGAGCAUCCACUUUGGCGAUUGGGACGGGGACGGUCUCUGUGAUAUCCUUGCAGUCGAAAGGCAUACGGGGCGGGCCGAGAUGUGGCGCAACACUUACAAAGACGGAGCCCAGUCUCCCACGUUUUCCGGCCCAACCUGGGUAGUGAAUGACGCGCUGUGUAAGGAGGGCUGGGGCAGGGGUCUAUAUGACCAAGGUCUGAGGUUCGGAGACUUGGACGGCGAUGGCCGCGUCGACUACCUCUGCAUGGAGAAAGAUGCUCGAACUGUUGGGCACCUCAAUAAAGCCGGUGGCCUAGAGGACAAGGGCCAGAUCAAGUUCGCGCCAGCAGAAAGGCUCGACAGAGCAAACUUCAAAUGGGCCGACGUCAAUGGCGAUGGUAAGGUGGAUCUUAUUUGGGUUGAUAAGUUUAAGGCAGGGGCCCGAGUUUGGAGAAAUGGCGGCUUCAUCCCCGCAGGAGGGAGCAGCAUGACCUGGAUCGACCUAGGAACCCGCUUUGAAGGACACGGUCGCGGUCAGAAUAUCCAUUUCCCAACGCUCGGCGAGCUUGGCCGCGCCGAUUAUCAUGAUGUUUAUCCAGGGACCGCCCUCGCCAAUACCUGGUUCAACGAGUGCUCAGGAGGUGACGACUACCCCGAGCCUAUCGAUCCCGGAUUACCCAAACCCCCCGUUCCCAGUAUCAAUGUCUGCGAUAGUGACGCCACUUGGUCAAUCACUGCCGACAGCGCCGAUACGGAUAUUGUGGAUGAUCAAUAUACCACCGGCAUCAAGGAUGUUUUUGGAGACACAUGUAACUACGUUAACGUGGACGGUUACACAAAGUACGAAGAUUACGACGUGGGACAGCUGAUCGGCUAUUUAAACUGCGCGAAAUGGGACCGGGUGGAAUGUGUCAAGACCGAGCAUUCUCUUCAGCUUUGCUUUCUUGGGUUUGGUUUAAGUGUUUAUGCACAGUCACUAGUUAAGUGCUCUUAUUAUUGA
Molecule: messenger RNA, 2937 nt
Organism: Trichoderma harzianum CBS 226.95
Lineage: Eukaryota; Fungi; Ascomycota; Sordariomycetes; Hypocreales; Hypocreaceae
Product: carbohydrate esterase family 3 protein
Exons: 6
Coding region: 1-2937 (978 amino acids)
Molecular function (GO): phosphatidylcholine lysophospholipase A1 activity
Source: RefSeq, a predicted model, not a curated record